UCGUCCCGGUCCCGAGGUGUGUAGAGGCUCGCCUCGGCACAUCUGCCGGUCCUUUUCGCAGCGCCAAUUCCAGCUUUCAGACGUCUGUGAUUCCAGCUUUGGUCCCCUGCCGGACUUCACCAUGAAGGAGAGCGAUGUGCAGAUGAUGCUGGCUGCCGACGUGCACCUCGGCACCAAGAACUGCGACUUCCAGAUGGAGCGCUACGUCUGGAAGCGCCGCUCCGAUGGCAUUUUCAUCAUCAACGUGGGCAAGACCUACGAGAAGCUGGAGCUGGCCGCGAGGGUGAUUGCUGCCAUCGAGAACCCGCAGGACAUCAUCGUCCAGUCCGCGAGGCCGUACGGGCAGCGCGCGGUGCUGAAAUUCGCGCAGUACACGGGAUGCCAGGCCAUCGCGGGGAGGCACACGCCCGGUACGUUUACGAAUCAGCUGCAGAACACGUUCAGCGAGCCCAGGCUGCUGAUUUUGACGGACCCCCGCACUGAUCACCAGCCCAUCAUGGAGGCAGCUCUGGGGAACAUUCCCGUGAUCGCGUUCUGUGACACGGACUCUCCGAUGAAGUACGUGGAUAUCGCGAUUCCGGCGAACAACAAGGGCAAGCACAGCAUCGGUGCUCUGUUCUGGCUGCUGGCCCGCAUGGUGUUGCAGAUGCGAGGCACGAUCAGCGCCGCGCACCCAUGGGACGUGAUGGUUGACCUGUUCUUCUACAGGGAGCCCGAUGAAGGCAAGGACCGCGAGGAAGAGGAGGGAGGAGCAGCUGAGUUCGCCGCAGUUGAAUACGCGGCGCCGACGCUUGCUUUGGGAGGGGAUGCCCAGUGGGGUCCCGAGGCCGCUGAGGCCGGGCAAUGGGAGACGGACGCAGCAGCUGGUGCGGUGCCCGCAGGGGCUCCAGCUGGUUGGGACGUGGGAGCCGCUGCUGCGCCAGUUGCUCCCGCAGGUUGGGAUCCCGCCGCGCCUGCUGAGGCUCCCGUCGCACUUGCUGGGUGGGAACCUGCCGCUUAGUUAGAAUUUAAGAGAGGGACGGCUCGAUUGAUGAGAUUGUAUUUGUGUGAACAUGCACUUUGAAUCUAUAUUUUUGCGCAAACAUGGAGA
This is a messenger RNA of Physcomitrium patens, 1090 nucleotides long. Its product is annotated as small ribosomal subunit protein uS2. Lineage: Eukaryota; Viridiplantae; Streptophyta; Bryopsida; Funariales; Funariaceae. Gene Ontology annotation, biological process: translation. Gene Ontology annotation, molecular function: structural constituent of ribosome. Gene Ontology annotation, cellular component: ribosome; small ribosomal subunit. The record is from RefSeq and is a predicted model, not a curated record.